GCUGCUGCAGCUUUUUAAAUGUCAGCCAAACUGCUGAGUUUUCUGGAAACUGUCUUCUUCUUCUUCUUCUCUACCUCAAACCGUCUCCUUUAUUUUAACCGUAACGGUGAAGAAAUGUUUUUGCUGACGUCACUGCGGAGGAUUUAACGCGUGUUCGUCUUUGUAGUGGAAGUUGAAUCGUUCACCUGUCAGUUCAGUUCAGUCACCAUGAGAAGUCGCAGCAACUCUGGCGUUAAACUGGACAACUAUGUCCGGAUAGUUAACCAGACCAUCCUCAAACACCAGAAUCCAGUGACGGGUCUUCUUCCGGGUAGUACCGAUCAGCCGGACGCCUGGGUCAGAGACAAUGUUUACAGUAUCCUGUCAGUGUGGGCACUUAGUCUGGCUUACAGGAAGAACGCUGACCGCGAUGAGGACAAGGCCAAGGCCUACGAGCUGGAGCAGAGUGUGGUGAAGCUGAUGAGAGGAGUCCUUCAUUGCAUCAUGAGACAGCUGGACAAAGUGGAGAAGUUCAAAUACAGCAAGAGCACGUCGGACUCGCUCCACGCCAAGUACAACACCAGCACGUGCGCGCCGGUGGUGGGAGACGACGAGUGGGGUCACCUGCAGGUCGACGCCACCUCACUCUUCCUCUUCUUCCUCGCUCAGAUGACCGCCUCUGGUCUUCACAUCGUCUACACGCAGGACGAGGUGGACGUCGUCCAGAACCUCAUGUUCUACAUCGAGGCAGCUUACAAAGUGGCAGAUUAUGGGAUGUGGGAACGAGGAGAGAAAACCAACCAGGGCAUCACUGAACUCAACGCCAGCUCUAUAGGCAUGGCCAAGGCUGCGCUCGAGGUUUUGGACGACCUGAACCUGUUUGGAGCUAAAGGAGGACCAGGAUCUGUGGUUCAUGCUUUAGCUGAUGAUAUUCAGCACUGCCAGUCCAUCCUGACGUCCAUGUUACCCAGAGCGUCCAUCUCUAAAGAGGUGGACGCCGGCGUCCUCGCCAUCAUCUCAUAUCCGGCCUUUGCUGUGGAGGACAUGAGCAUCGUGAACAUGACCAAAGAGGAAAUCAUCUCCAAACUGCAGGGUCGAUACGGCUGCUGCAGGUUCCUCAGAGACGGACACAGAACUCCUAAAGAGGAUCCAAACAGACUUUAUUAUGAAUCUGCAGAGCUGAAGUUGUUUGAGAACAUCGAGUGUGAGUGGCCGCUCUUCUGGACCUACCUCAUCCUGGACGGCAUUUUCAUCAACUGUCCUGAACAGGUGCAGGAGUACCAGGAGGCUCUGGACAGAAUCCUGAUCAAACAGAAGGACGGGAUCCGGCUGGUUCCAGAACUUUACAGCGUUCCUGCUGAGAAGGUGGAGGAGGAGUAUGAGAAUCCUCACUCUGUGGAGAGAGUUCCUCAGGGUAAAUGUCCUCUGAAGUGGGGACAGUCUCUCUACAUCCUGGGGAAACUUUUAUCUGAGGGUUUUCUCGCUCCAGGAGAGAUCGACCCUCUGAACCGUCGUUUCUCCACCGUCCCUAAGCCUGACGUGGUCGUUCAGGUUUCACUCCUGGCAGAGACUGAGGAGAUAAAAGAGCUGCUGCUGAAGAACGGGAUCGAGGUGGAGACUGUGGCCGACAUCUAUCCCAUCCACGUCCAGCCGUCCAGAGUCCUGAGCCACAUCUACGCCCGACUGGGACGGAACCCCAGGCUGGGUCUGACGGGUCGACCCUACAGGAGGAUCGGAGUCCUGGGAACCUCCAAGUUCUACAGCAUCAGGAACUCUGUGUUCUCCUUCACGCCUCAGUUCAUUGACCAUCAGCAGUUUUACCUGGCGCUGGACAACAAGAUGAUCGUGGAGAUGCUGAGGACAGAGAUCUCUUAUCUGGCGUCCAGAUGGAGGAUGACGGGGCGACCCACCGUCACGUUUCCCAUCUCACAGACCAUGCUGACUGAAGACCACACCAACCUGGAUCCUGCCGUCUUGGCGACACUGAAGAAGCUUCAGGACGGUUACUACGGUGGAGCCCGGAUCCAGACGGGAAAAAUGUCAGAGUUCUUCACCACUUCCUGUUUUGCUCACCUGAGUUUCCUGGACGGUAAGAGUCGCGGCAGCAUGAGUCUCCACAGCCACACGUGUGAUGCUGCUGCUGCUGCUGCUGCUGAUGAUGAUGAGGGUAGCGACGAUGGAAACGUGCAUGAGUUACGCUAUGACGAUGAGGCAGACGACCUGGCUCAGUACCUGGAUCAGCUGUUGGCUCACGCCGCUCCUAAGAAGCCCAAACAGCAGCAGCAGCAGCAGCAGCCUGUAGGUCUGAGCAGGUUCAAGGCCGCAGCGACUAAAACCAAGGAGUUGGUCGCGCUGAAGGCCAAGGCGGAGAACCUCAACGUCCAGAACGUGAACAUGUAUCUGGCCAACAAACUGUUCCGCUCCUCUCAGCCGCCGCUCAACCUGAACCUGCCGGACUCUUCUGAACCACAGCAGACUCAGGGUCCCAGCGUGUCGGUCGCGGCGCAGAGUGGGAUUCCUCGAGACGCGACGGGAGCCAUCGAUUACCAGGCUUUGGUUCAGCUGCUGGGAGACACUCAGAGUCUGCAGGACCAGGCGGACAUACUCUACAUCCUGUUUAAAGACAAAGGGAUGGACUGGGACACUCAGCUUCAUGGUAAAGGCUCCACAGUUCGCUCGCUGCUCACUGACCUGUAUGAGAAGGUGGGCGAGCUGAAGCUGUGGGGCCUCGUCAGGAUGAUCUCUGGACUGUUGAGGAAGAAGGUGGAGGAGCUCGACUCGGCCUGCUCUGAUUUGCUGGCUCAUCAGAAGCACCUGACCGUGGGUCUUCCACCUGAACCCAGAGAGAAAACCAUCACUGCUCCUGUUCCUCCUGAUCAGCUGGCUGCUCUGAUCGACGAGGCCAGUGACAACAACAUCAGCGUGGCCAUCCUCACUCAGGAGAUCAUGGUUUACCUGGCGAUGAGCAUCAGGACUCAGCCCAGUCUGUUCAGUGAGAUGUUCAGGCUCCGCAUCGGCCUCAUCAUCCAGGUCAUGGCCACUGAACUCGCACAGUCGCUCAACUGCUCAGGAGAGGAGGCCACAGACUCUCUGAUGAGUUUGAGUCCGUCUGAACUGAAGAAUCUUCUGCACCACAUCCUGAGCGGCAAAGAGUUUGGAGUGCAGCGCAGCAUGAGAGAGAUGGACACAGGAGUCGGUCCUGCCAUCUCCAUCCAUCACCUGGGCAACGUCGGCGCCACCAAGAGCGAGAGAGUGGGAAUCAGCAAACUGAAGAGCGACAUGAGGAUGUUGGAUCAGUCGCUGCCUCCUCAGAAGGGAAUUACUUCACAGUCUCUGGACAUUGACAACGUCGACUCCGGGAGAUACCGGCUGCCGUCCAUCGAGUCUCUGGACGUUCCCGACAGCGCCCCAGUUUCCAAGGACACCAAGCAGGGACAGUGGGUGCGCAGGCGGCGGCUGGACGGCGCUCUGAACCGAGUCCCCGUCGGCUUUUACCAGAAAGUCUGGAAGAUUCUUCAGAAGUGUCACGGUCUCUCCAUCGAAGGCUUCGUCCUUCCUUCUUCCACCACCAGAGAGAUGACUCCAGGAGAGAUCAAGUUCUCCGUCCACGUGGAGACGGUGUUGAACCGCGUCCCUCAGCCGGAGUAUCGGCAGCUGCUGGUGGAGGCCAUCCUGGUCCUCACCAUGCUGGCUGACGUGGACAUCCAGAGCAUCGGCUCCAUCAUCCACGUGGAGAAGAUCGUCCACCUGGCCAACGACAUGUUCUUGAAAGACCAGAUGGACCUGGGAGCAGAGGAGCACAUCCUGGACAAAGACCCGUCCACCGGCGUGUGCCGGCUGCUGUACGACAGCGCCCCCAGUGGCCGCUACGGGAGCAUGACUUACCUCACCAAGGCGGUGGCGGUCUACGUUCAGGACCUGCUGCCCGGCGGCUCGUGUGCCGUCCAGUGACGCGCAGGAAACUCUUUCAACGCCGAGAAACGUACAAAGCAUUUUACACUCAAGCAAAAAAAAACAAAAAAAACAGAACAGAAGUAUUUAGCGGAAAACACGGUACUGCCGUCGCCUAGCAACAGAGCCCCAGCGUCGCUAAUCAGGAAACAAACAAAACAAAAACAGCUAGUUUGAAAAACGACUUUGUCGUAGUUUCUGCCUCUUUUUAAAAACGUAGAAAUUAAGUGAAGGUUCCACACAUAUACACAGCUUCUGUGCUAAGCUAUGCUAAGCUAUGCUAACCUUCUGCAGCUCUCGACAGAACAUUAACGUCACUUUUCCCGUCUUCCCUUAAACAAUGUAGUGAAAUUUCAUAAUUUUCACAGUCGUAUUCACAGAUUUAAUUCAAUUUUUUUUUACCUCGUCUCCAUGGCAACACGUCACUAAACCACAGUAAGUGUACGAGGGUGAGUCAACGAUCAUAAACGCUGUAACACAAACAUGUCAGAGAACACAAAGCACUUUACAGGACGUACAAUAAACCUAGAGAAACCAUGAAUAAAAGCUAAAACAUUUACUGUAACAGUUUAUUUAUUAAAAAGCCUUAACUUUGUGUGUGUGUGUGUACUGUGUGAGAAAGUUCAGGAUUAAUGUUAAAUUAGAUUCAGAUUCAGUGUCCACACUAUCAUUUUUAGGAAUUCUCUGAGAAGAAUGAGUCGUUAACGAGUUAAUUUUUCCCGUCUGUCGCGGAGAGAGAGAGAAAAAAAAACUUUAAUUUCUCCGUCUUUUUAACGACUUAAUGUUGUUGUUGAGAUGAUGGUCACACUCCAUGUCCACUGUUUGUGUUUGAGCUAAAUCUGUAAUAAAAGAGAGAAAAUGUU
Molecule: messenger RNA, 4793 nt
Organism: Solea solea (common sole)
Lineage: Eukaryota; Metazoa; Chordata; Actinopteri; Pleuronectiformes; Soleidae
Gene: phka1a
Product: phosphorylase kinase, alpha 1a (muscle)
Exons: 32
Coding region: 208-3930 (1240 amino acids)
Biological process (GO): glycogen metabolic process
Cellular component (GO): phosphorylase kinase complex
Molecular function (GO): calmodulin binding
Source: RefSeq, a predicted model, not a curated record